CCGCAGGCUCUUUCGGCGCUGAGGGGGGGGAAGAGUUGGAGGAGGGACGAGCCGCGUACACAACGCUUGCGCAAUGAGCGGCUUCUCCCUGACUGGCUGCUGGCAGCUGCCGCCAUUUUGAUUUGAGCCGGACGGACUUCGCUAAGAUUCGCUCCAACGCUGAGGCCGAGCCCCAGCCCGCCGCCUUCUCCGUGCCCCCCACGCACUUUCCUACGGGAGAACCCCGGGAGUCCCACAGGCUGCGACAUGGAGGACGACGGACAGCCCCGGACUCUAUAUGUAGGCAACCUCUCUAGAGAUGUAACAGAAGUUCUGAUUCUUCAGUUGUUCAGUCAGAUCGGCCCCUGUAAAAGCUGUAAAAUGAUAACAGAGCAAACUGAUAGCAGAAGGGUCGGAGCAUCUGUUAGCUUCCCAGUGUUGCCCAACACUAACAACGAUCCUUAUUGCUUUGUGGAAUUUUAUGAACACAGAGAUGCAGCUGCUGCAUUAGCAGCAAUGAACGGACGGAAAAUUCUUGGAAAAGAAGUAAAGGUAAAUUGGGCUACAACACCAAGUAGCCAGAAAAAAGAUACUUCCAACCAUUUCCACGUUUUUGUUGGAGAUUUAAGCCCAGAAAUUACCACAGAAGACAUUAAGUCUGCGUUUGCUCCAUUCGGUAAAAUAUCCUGCCCAAACUCCAAAAUGGUGGUAAAGAAUUGACCAAGAAAAUUAAAGAAAUCUGUUAACAGGCCAUUGACGCUCGCGUCGUGAAGGACAUGGCAACCGGCAAGUCCAAAGGCUAUGGAUUCGUGUCGUUCUACAACAAGCUGGAUGCAGAGAAUGCUAUUGUACAUAUGGGAGGACAGUGGUUAGGAGGAAGACAAAUCCGGACUAACUGGGCAACACGCAAACCUCCCGCACCCAAAAGCACACAAGAAAAUAACACAAAACAGUUACGGUUUGAAGAUGUUGUGAAUCAGUCCAGUCCUAAAAAUUGUACUGUUUACUGUGGUGGAAUUGGGUCAGGGUUAACGGAGCAACUCAUGCGUCAAACAUUUGGUGUAUUCGGACAGAUUUUGGAAAUCCGUGUGUUUCCAGAGAAGGGUUAUUCUUUUAUUAGGUUUUCAACUCAUGAUAGUGCUGCCCAUGCGAUAGUGUCUGUGAACGGAACAACCAUAGAAGGGCACGUUGUCAAAUGUUACUGGGGUAAAGAGACUCCAGACAUGACUAAAAACUUUCAGCAGGUUGAUUACAGUCAGUGGGGGCAGUGGGGCCAAAUGUAUGGGAGUCCCCAGCAAUAUGGACAGUAUGUGGCAAAUGGCUGGCAGGUUCCCUCCUAUGGCAUGUAUGGGCAAGCAUGGAAUCAGCAAAGCUUUGGAGUAGAUCAGCCUCAAUCAGCAGCUUGGGUCGGUGGCUUCAGCGCCCAGCCGCCGCCUCAGGGCCAGGCCCCACCAGUAAUACCCAAUCCACCAGGGUACGGCAUGGCCAGUUACCAAACACAGUAAAACGGGACUUAUGUUACAGUUCUUAUCAGUUGAUUCAACAGAACACGACAAGUUUAAAGAAAAAAAAAAGUUAAAAUUUAAAAAAGACACACAUAUGGCCUAAUGUUGGUUUGAGUGGAUUGCGCAGGACGAAAGAAGAAAUCCAUCGAAGAGAAAAAAAAAAGCGUUUAUAAUAUUUAUUUGAAGUUGAAACUGUUCUAAGACCAUUCAGUUUUGGUGAAGGACACACAUCUGCCUUUUUAAGGGAAGCGUUUCCUCCCCCAUUUUUGUUAAAGACUGAUCAUAAGGAUAACGUUUCUUGUAUCCUUUUUUUUCCCCUCAUGUAAGCCUUCAACAUAAAGACCCGGCACAAAUGAGAAGAUGUAAUGGUGCGAGGCUCUGGGGACGGGGCUAAUCCUUUCACUCAUCUCCAUUAAGUUUUCUACAUUCUGGGAAGAGAUGAGUUGGACUUCAUAGUUUUCAACAACAACAACAACAAAAAACCCCCAUAUGCCGAAAUUACAUUUGGUAUUUACAUUUGUAUCUUUUAUACUCGUUCUUGGGGCAGUCCCUUGUGCUAUAGGGCGGUGUAAUGGCUUCCCACAAGUGGGAUAUGGGGAUCCCAUUAAUGACUAGGGUUUUUCACCCUUUUCAUCUGCUGAAAAGAACAGACUCUUGGGUUAGUACCAUGCCGGGCCGCAAGUCCUGAAGCCCAGUAAGUCACAGUCGGUUAUAAAUCACUAUUGGCCACGGGUGUGCGACAUGGUUAGAGCGCUUGCUUCCCAUUUAAACUGGCUAUGCCGUAUAUUCUCUAGUGUUCAAAGACAGGAGAAAAUAUAUAUAUAUCUCUUACCAGAACCUCUUGUGUAUACUGCAUAAAUCUGAAUUAGAAUGCAGUCGUUGAUUGACAAUACUGUCUUCUGAGUUCAUCAGAUGCCCACAGAUACCUAUCCCAAUAUGGGGGGUAGGCUUACAUGUAAAGGGGGUGCACUGCCCACUGCCCCCAAAAGUAUAACCCCCUCCAUCCCUGUUAAUGUUAAUUCAGGUGCAUAUAUUUGUCCGGAAGCUUCCAAAUCUUGUAAAGCCUAAAGGAGUUUCAGUCUGAACUGCUUUUAUGCUUGCAAGUGAGCUUUUUUUUUUUUUUUUUUUUUUUAUUAAUAGAUUUUUGGUGUUUUUAAACUGCCGUGCUAUUGGCUCAUUACAGUGCCAUGCCUUCAAUGGCACCAAACUUGAGUAGCAUCGCCAAGUGUUUAAAAAGCAAUUGUGCAGAUAUAGGGCGAAUAGAGUGCGUGGAAGGCUACAAGGACAGAGCCCCGCCCACUCCAACCCACAGCUCGAGUGAAACAUUGUCACCAAACUGACGCCCGCGUUAAAACGUCCCCGCAAUGCCUCUUGUGUAUAUAUCUAUGUACAGUGUGUGUGUUUCACCAGCAUGCUCCGACAUAGAAGUAGCCGUGACUUGCGGUCUUUAUAUUGACUUCACCGACGAGAUGGUUGAGAUCUACGUACACGAUAUGUUCCAAAGCCGAACCUCUUCAUUUUAAAGGGGGCCAUUUUACAAAAGACAUACUCAAGAAGAAGCCUUAAUUUCAACGAGCGUUGUCGAUGCGUCGUGGUUAUUUUCCAUGUUUCCCUGUCCGUUCACCGAAUGUUUUGGUAUGUAAAUACCUUAUUUUGAGCUUAUUUGUUUUUUUUCCAAGUUGUAUAGUAUAUUGAUUUGGCUCAGAGAGAGAGAGAGAGAGAAAGCUUCCUGUGUGUUUCCUUUCGCCCUCUCCUCUUCCCUUGAGUUUUUUUGUUUUGUUAACCCAAUUGUUAAUAAAUCUUUUAAAGUACUU
Messenger RNA from Xenopus tropicalis (tropical clawed frog), 3298 nucleotides. RefSeq names its product TIA1 cytotoxic granule-associated RNA binding protein-like 1 (gene tial1). Gene Ontology annotation, biological process: regulation of cell population proliferation. Gene Ontology annotation, molecular function: mRNA 3'-UTR binding; DNA binding; nucleic acid binding. Lineage: Eukaryota; Metazoa; Chordata; Amphibia; Anura; Pipidae. Gene Ontology annotation, cellular component: cytoplasm; cytolytic granule; nucleus. The transcript is spliced from 13 exons. The record is from RefSeq and is a predicted model, not a curated record. The coding region runs from base 756 to 1484 and encodes 242 amino acids.